GACAAAAAAAAAAAGAGGAAAGGAUUUUUACCAGCUAUAGUUGGGGCAGAAUGGAUGUUGGUAGAGAGAGUUCAAUUCCACAAAUAAGACAUUUCCAGAUUGAGGGGUCUUGGAUUCCAGCAACUCCAGUGAAGAAGCCCAGUACAGAAGAACCGCAGCCGAUCUGCACAGACAGGCAUGAAAAUCAGCCAAAUUGGUUGGAAAAACAGAGAUUUUCACUAGAGAAUCAGCAAGGACAAGCAGGUUGGAGACGAUUAGAGAGAUUUUCAAAUGGGUUUUCGCCAGAAACUGAAACUCGUGAAGUAGCUGCAUGUUGUGAUUCGACAAAUUUCAUAGAAUUUAACGGGGGUUUAGACUACAGGGAGGCAGCUUUGGACGCAAAAACCCGAAUUUAUGGAGAUAAUGUGAACAUAUGCAAUAAGUUUUUCAUGAACUCUGUGGACCAAUAUAAUGAUUUGCGUUUUGGAGAUCUAUUGGCCCUCGCAGAUGGCAAAGCAACUGCAGGGAUCAAGGUUAAUACAACAAGUAGUUCACUGAUUUCUAAUUUCAAUUCUCAGAUUGAAGAUAACCAGUUCAAGGCAGGCACAGCAAAUCCAAUUCUCGGAAAUGAAAGUCUUUCAGGUGGAUCAAACUUUCCUCUUUACAGUGAUGGCGCAAACAUAAAGUACCAUGGGGGCUCUGUUCCUUCCCAACCAUCCUGCCAUCUUAAUUCGCCACCUAGGACAGCGGCAGAUGCAGUUAUGAGCAGAAACAUCUCCUCCCAGUUUGCACCCAUAACACCAGACCAGGCCAAGAGGGUCGAAAGACAUGCAUCUGAUAUACCAAGUUCAAUUAUAGACAAAAGAACAAGUCAGAUGCACAAGAAGCUGGCAAAUGAAGUUUCCAGCAAAAGGGUUGAAGUGGAUGAGCUCCACCAGGAGAAAGAACAAUCACAGCUGCUUGACGAUCAGUUAUGUGCCGCUGUUUCCACACAGUUGCAGGAUAAUCACAACCCUGACAAGGGAGGGGACGAGGCUGACGUGUGCAAAACACCACAACAGAAACCAAGAAAAAUAAAACACAGGCCCAAAGUGGUUAAAGAAGGCCAGCCUAAAAGGACUUACAAACGAAGGACUACAAAGCCUGCUGGCACUGCAGAAACUCCAAAAAAGUCAAAAAGGAAGUACGUUCGAAAAAACUCCACAGCCACUGGCUCAGCAGAGGUAACCAGUGGAACUACCAGCACAAAGACGGUUGGUUGCAAAAGAAAAUCCUGCCGGAGGGCCUUGAAUUAUGAUGUUGAAUGCCAAGUGCAAGAUGAAAGCUCCUCAUGCAGGCCAUCUUCCAAUGUUAACUCAGAGUCACAUGCACAAAACUUCUGUAGCAGGGAUCAAUCAAGAUCACUUGAGCAACUCACACAGCGGGUGGAAGUAACCGUAGAAAAGACACAAAUGGACAUUGCUCAUAACCUCCCAUGCUCCAUGGAGGAAGUAAUUGACAGUUACCUAUCAAUGCCUGGAAGACAAGCUUCAAUCCCUUCGACUCCUGCCAAGGCUGAUCUACCACCAAAUGAAUUUAUGGUUAACACUCAAAGUGAAUGUUCAAGAGGAAAAUGUAGAAUAGUAUUCUCUGAUGAAACCCAUGAUAAAGAGGCAAGUACUGUAGAAAUAGUUACAAGUUUCAAUGCUCAAUCAGCACCAAGAAGCCCAAAUGAUUCCUACUGCAGCAGCAGCACAUGUUUGAUGAAUGGAAAACAAACAAGGGGAUUAAAAAGAGAGCAUUCAUGUACAACUGAUGAAGCGUACAAUUCUUUGCAGCCAUACGUAGCGCUGCUCCCAGUAAGGGAAUAUAGCAAUGCCAGAAUGUCCUUUCCAUCAAUUUACAAGGAAAAGAGAACUGAGAAAGCACAAGAUUCAGCCACAUCCAGCAGAUCAUCAACUGUGACUGCUACAGCAAAUCUUGUGCAACAAUCACCAAUAUGCCCUCCAAAUGAUAGCUGUGCAAAUCCUUAUACAUCUCAUAUUGAUUGCACAAUUUCAGAUCCUCAGUUCGAUGAAAGUGGUGCCCCGACUGCGACAGCAAGUAGUGGUCAGGGUAAACAGCACACUUUCGAAUUCAUGCUAGCUUUGGGCCACACAAAGAGGUUGAGAAAGAAGAUAUCUAAAGGCUCUAAUCGGGUGCAAGAAAUUUGUGAGCAGUUGCCAAGUUCUCCUACCCCAGGAGUUGGAUAUUUAAACCAACCCCACCCAUGCAUGGAAGCCGUAGUUGCAGAAAACCAUGCAACAACAGCAAAGAAACGGACAAAGAGAAAUUUAAGUGCCAGUUCAGUGCCUCCUAAUAUGUAUACUGAUGGCCAAAUUGUGACUAUGUCAAUGGGUCCUCGAGUUAUGAUUUGGGAAGCCCUAUAUUCUCUGGAUGUAAUUGCUGAGCUGUUUAGGCAUCUCAAUAUUAAUGCAGAGAGCAACCAAGUAACUUGUCAAGAGGAAAAUGCACUUUUUCCUAAUGGUAUGAGGUACCAGGGGCAAAAUGCACUUGUUCUCUAUCAAAGAGAUGGAACAGUUGGGCCUUUUGAGGGCUCAUUUGAUCUAGUCAAAAAACGACGACCAAGGGCUAAAGUUGACCUCGAUGAUGAGACAAAUAGAGUAUGGAAGCUUUUGUUGGAAGAUAUAAACAGCAAGGGCAUUGAUGGAACGAAUGAGGAGAAGGAAAAAUGGUGGGAAGAAGAACGAAGAGUGUUCCAUGGAAGGGCAGACUCAUUUAUCGCGCGCAUGCAUCUCGUCCAAGGAGAUAGACGCUUCUCUCAGUGGAAGGGAUCAGUUGUAGACUCUGUAGUCGGAGUUUUCCUCACUCAGAAUGUCUCAGACCAUCUUUCUAGUUCUGCCUACAUGUCUCUUGCUGCACGAUUUCCCCUUUUGUCAAAGAGGAACCAUGGAUCACCUCAGGAAGAGAGAACAGAUCUACUGACAGAAGAACCGGGAGUAUGUGUAAUAGAUCCUGAUGAUACCAUUCAAUUGUACGAGCAGCAGUCCAAUCAGACAGUCAGUGAUCAGGGUUCUACGAUGCUCCAGACUGUGAAAAAUAAUGGAGAAAAAGACAGCAAUGCAUCCUCUAGAAGCAGCACCAUUGGCAUUACGUCAGCUGAUACUUCAGAGAUCCAAUUUUUAGAUUCUUCUAAAAAUAGUCCAGAUAUGAACCCCAAUUCUGCAGCAUAUAAAUCAGGCACUCAGAUUUCAAGAACAGUGGCAAUUUGUACUGGAGGUCAAAGAGAAAUGGAUGAUUUAUUUUCUUCUCAGAAUUAUGUUGCUUCCUCUCCAAAAUCUCUGGACUCUUCAAUUGCUCAAACUGAUGAAAGAAUAGGAUCAUGUUUACAGAGCAGUUCAGAAGGAGAACUAACAGCUGGAUCUAUACCCAGCAGUUUUGGGAGCUCCACUUCUUUUGUAAAACUAUUACAGAUGGCAGGAACCUUGCCACAAGAAGUUUACAAUCAGGCAAGUGGAAACAUACUGUUCAAGUAUGGGAACAACCAAUCAGAAGGUAUGGCAAGUGACCCACAAGGGCAGAACAAUGACAGAUCAGACAGUGGCAAAACCACCUCAAGGCUGACCAUACCUUCAAGUGCUAAUAGUUUGCACCAUAUCCCCGAUCCAGGAGCACAGAGGGUUGAAUGCUUCUCCAUGCUGGGAGAUGAAACCAGAUUUUCUGGUAUAAUGAAGAAAAGAGAAGAAAAUUGUACCAGCCAACAAAGUGGAUUCUCAGAAGAAUUUUCCAUUCAAGCUACAGUUCAGAGGAUCAGGACUGUGUGUUCUCAAAAAGCACCUAAAUCCUUCAGUGAAAUUGAUCGCCCAAGCAGCAACCUUCAGAUUGAGGUGAAUAAAUUCUUCCAGUCUCAAAAGACAGUUGAAGGUCCAAACGACAAUGUUGGAUCACAGCAUCAAGAGAAUAACCGUAAAAUGCAACAAGUUCUAGAUGCUCCAAACUUCUCAGGAGAGACCUUGGAUGUCAGUGAAAGCACCAGCAUCAUUGAUGAUGGUUCAAGAAAAAUGGUGCACAAAGCAGCCGAGUCAAAUAGUUGUCGUCUUGGUAGGACAGUUGAUUGCAUGAAUACUGAUUCUUCUAAUGCAAAAAGGGGAAGACCUACAAAACAUACACAAACUGCAGUUGACUGGGAUAGCUUAAGAAGACAAGUGCAAGCCAAUGAUAAGAAAAGAGAACGAACAGCCAAUACAUUGGACUCAUUGGACUGGGAAGCAAUAAGGUGUGCAGAUGUUAGCGAGAUUGCCCAGACCAUCAAAGAAAGGGGAAUGAACAAUGUGCUUGCAGAGAGAAUCAAGGAUUUCCUUGACCGGCUCGUCAGAGAACAUGGAAGCAUUGAUCUGGAAUGGCUAAGGGAUGUUCCACCUGACAAAGCAAAAGAGUAUCUAUUGAGCAUAAGAGGCUUGGGUUUGAAGAGUGUAGAGUGUGUGCGGCUUUUGACUCUUCACCAUCUUGCCUUCCCAGUUGACACGAAUGUUGGGCGCAUAGCUGUAAGACUAGGAUGGGUACCUCUUCAGCCACUGCCUGAGUCUCUCCAACUGCAUCUCCUAGAACUGUACCCUGUAUUGGAGUCAAUUCAAAAGUAUCUUUGGCCACGACUCUGCAAGCUCGACCAAAGAACAUUAUACGAGCUGCAUUACCAGAUGAUUACUUUUGGAAAGGUUUUCUGCACAAAGAGCAAACCAAAUUGCAAUGCAUGUCCAAUGAGAGGAGAAUGCAGGCACUUUGCCAGUGCAUUUGCAAGUGCACGGCUGUCCCUGCCAGCACCGGAGGAGAAAAGCAUACUGACUGCAACUGAUAGCAGAGCAGCUGAUGGAAAUCCCAUGGGGAUUAUCAAUCCAAUACAGCUCCUUCUGCCUCAGGCUAAUCAACAAUCAGAAGCGCAGUCUGAAGCCAGCAACUGCAAUCCCAUUGUUGAAGUACCAGCCUCGCCAGAGCCUAUUGUUGAAGUACCUGCAACGCCAGAGCAAGAACAGACACAAAUACUGGGAAGUGACAUUGAGGAUAACUUCUGUGAAGAUCCUAAUGAAAUUCCUACCAUCAAACUUAACUUUGAGGAGUUCACUCAAAAUUUGCAGACUUACAUGCGAAAUAAAAUGGAACUGCAAGAGGGAGUUAUGUCAAAAGCCUUGGUAGCUUUAACUCCAGAAGCUGCUUCAAUUCCUAUGCCUAAACUUAAAAAUGUCAGCCGGCUAAGAACAGAGCACCAAGUCUAUGAGCUUCCAGAUUCACAUCCACUAUUGGAAGGGUUGGACAAACGGGAACCAGAUGAUCCGUGCUCAUACCUGCUUGCCAUAUGGACACCAGGUGAAACUGCAAAUUCAGUUCAGCCACCAGAAACAUGGUGCAGCUUCCAAGAAUCAGGCAAAUUAUGUGAUGAGAAAACAUGUUUUUCAUGCAACAAUAUACGAGAAACGAACUUGCAAACUGUUCGAGGGACACUCUUGAUACCAUGUCGAACAGCAAUGAGAGGGAGCUUUCCACUUAAUGGUACAUACUUUCAAGUUAAUGAGGUGUUUGCCGAUCAUGAAUCUAGCCUUCACCCGAUUGAUGUUCCUAGAGCUUGGAUAUGGAAUCUGCCAAGACGAACAGUGUAUUUUGGAACCUCCAUCCCAACGAUAUUUAAAGGUCUAUCAACAGAAGGAAUUCAAUACUGCUUCUGGAGAGGGUUUGUUUGCGUGAGGGGAUUUGACUUGAAGACACGAGCUCCGCGUCCACUCAUCGCUAGAUUGCACUUUCCAGCAAGCAAGUUAAACAAGACAAAAGAAAAGACAGACGAAAAAUAGGCAUUUAUUCACUCACACCAGCUAACGACUGCAGAACUGCAUCCAGAGCAGCAGCAGGCCAACCUCCAGUGACAUGGUAUUAGACUAGAGUGGCUUAGUUCAUAGAAAAGAUAGAAAAGAGGAGUUGGCUAACUUGUAACAUCCCAAACUGAAUCGGAAUGUAGUCUCUGUAGAAAAUGUUGAUAAUUAUUUAUAUCAUGCUCAGUUGAUAAAUUGCGAAAUAACGCCAA
Messenger RNA from Ilex paraguariensis (yerba mate), 6028 nucleotides. NCBI's taxonomy places the organism in Eukaryota, Viridiplantae, Streptophyta, Magnoliopsida, Aquifoliales, Aquifoliaceae. The record is from the annotation of a GenBank genome assembly.